UCCGGCUGCAACUCAGCGUCCGCACGCUGUCGGUGUCGUCAGUGUAGAUUUGCUCGCUAUGGCGGAAGGACGAAGAGAGCAGCCGCCCCAUCCUCCCCUGUGCCUACCACCGGCCAGUAAGCGACCCUGCCUGCGCCCAGCUCCCCGGGGUCCCGGUCCCGGCCCCGGGCCCGGACACGGCUUAACCAACUUCCGACAUCGGUCCCCGGAGCCCCUCCUGGACUGUGCCGCGAAGGCAGUAGCGGAAAAGUGGGCCUUCGAAAGAGUAGAGGAGCGUUUUGAGCGGAUACCAGAACCCGUUCAGCGUCGUAUCGUCUACUGGUCUUUCCCCCGCAACGAGAAGGAGAUAUGCAUGUACUCUUCGUUUCAGUGCCGUGUAGCCGAAGAUGGUCCGUCGACGGCUAGCGGCGGGGCAGGGGGUGCUGGGUCCGGACCUACAAGUGCGGCUGGUGGCGGAGGAACGGCCACUGGUACGGCGGCGACAGCAGGAACGACCGGCGCCGUGGGAACGGGAGAUGCACUGCCUUUCCGCCGUGGGAUCAGGUUGCUCGAGACCGGCUGUGUGGAAAACGUUUUACAAGUCGGGUUUCACCUGAGUGGAACGGUAACCGAACCCGCCACCUCAUCGGAGCCGGAGGUCACCCACAAGGUAGCCAUCAGCUUUGAUCGUUGCAAGAUUACCUCUGUCACCUGUGGCUGUGGAAAUCGUGACAUUUUCUACUGCGCCCAUGUGGUGGCGCUGUCUCUGUACAGGAUCCGCAAGCCUGAGCAGGUGAAGCUUCGGUUGCCCAUCUCAGAGACAUUGUUCCAAAUGAACAGAGACCAACUGCAGAAGCUGGUCCAGUAUCUGAUUACAGCCCACCACACGGAGGUGCUACCCACAGCUCAGAAACUGGCCGACGAGAUCCUCUCAUCCAACUCUGAGAUCAACCAGGUUCACGGUGCUCCCGAUCCAACUGCCGGCGCAAGCAUUGACGAUGACAAUUGCUGGCAUCUGGAUGAAGAACAAGUCAGGGAACAAGUCAAGCAGUUUCUUUCCCAGGGAGGAUACUAUGGCUCUGGGAAGCAGCUCAACUCCAUGUUUGCCAAGGUGCGUGAGAUGCUAAGAAUGCGUGACUCCAAUGGUGCCCGUAUGCUGACUCUCAUAACAGAACAGUUUAUGGCAGACCCGCGACUUUCGCUGUGGAGACAGCAAGGCACAGGCAUGACGGACAAAUGCAGGCAACUUUGGGAUGAGUUGGGUGCAUUGUGGGUGUGUGUGGUGUUAAACCCCCACUGUAAAAGUGAGGAGAAGAGCAGUUGGCUCAAGCAGCUGAAGAAGUGGAGCGACAUGGAUGUGUGCCCGCUGGAAGAUGGCAACUAUGGUAGCGAGCUCCCAAACAUCACCAAUGCUCUGCCGCAGAGCAACCUCGGCCAGGACUCUCUGUCCAGGCCAAGGAGGACGGUGUUCAGCAGGGCUGUCGAGGCUUGCAAUCUCCACUGGCAGGGGAGCCACCUCCAGAGGAUCAUCAGCAGUGACUACUACAUGUCCCCAUCAUACCAGAGAGACGAGGAGAGUCUGCUAUUUAAUCCACAGGGACUGCCCCUCUGGCUUGACCACGUACCGACAGCAUGUGCUCGUGUAGAUGCCCUACGUUCCCACGGUUACUCCAGGGAAGCUUUGCGAUUGGCAGUGGCUAUCAUCAACACGCUGCGCCUCCUGCAGCAGCGUGAAAUGGAUAUCUAUAAACACCAAAAGAAAGAGCUUCUUCAGAGGGGCGUGACUACCACCACUAACCUGGAAGGUUGGGUAGGACACCCUCUGGACCCCAUUGGCUGCCUCUUUACCACACUCACCGAAACAUGCCGGGUCGAUGACGACAGCUCCAUGGACACCGGAGACGGUGAGCCCAGACGUCCAGUCUACCACCAUGUGCCAGUCUGGGGCAGUCAUGAUACAGGAGAGUCCUACCUGACACUUGCCUUAGAGGUGACUCUGAUGGGUAUGGGCCAACAAAGGAUAAUGCCAGAAGGCCUCUACGCUCAGGAUAAGGUGUGCCGCAAUGAAGAGCAAAUAGUUGCAAAGCUGCAAGAGCUAGAGCUGGAUGACGUACUGGUCCAAACCCUCCGGAAACAGGCCAUACAGUUACUAGAAGCUGGUCCUUUCAGUGGUCUAGGUGAAGUCAUCCACAGGGAAAGUGUUCCUAUGCACACUUUUGCCAAGUACCUCUUUUCUGCACUGCUGCCACAUGAUGCAGACCUGGCGUAUAAGGUGGCUCUCCGCGCAAUGAGGUUGCCAGUUCUGGAGUCAUCUGCAGGCUCUGGGGAUGUCGGUCACCCUCAUCAUGGCAUUUCCAUCGUUCCAAGUAGAUAUCCACGCUGGUUCACUCUAGGGCACUUGGAGUCGCAGCAGUGUGAGCUCGCUUCGACUAUGCUAACUGCUGCUAAAGGUGACAUGUUGAGAUUGCGGACGGUUCUGGAAGCCAUCCAGAAAAACAUCCACUCUUCUUCCUUAAUCUUUAAAUUAGCCCAGGAUGCCUUCAAAAUAGCUACACCUGCAGACAGCCCGCCUGAUAUAACUCUGCUCAAUGUGGCGUUGGAGCUAGGACUUCAGGUGAUGAGAAUGACUCUGUCCACUCUCAACUGGAGGAGGAGAGAGAUGGUCCGCUGGCUGGUAACCUGUGCCACUGAAGUCGGUCUUCGUGCACUGGUGAGCAUUUUGCAGAGCUGGUACACUCUCUUCACACCCACCGAGGCCACCAGUAUUGUUGCGGCGACCGUCAUGUCCCACAACACCAUCCUGCGCCUCAGUCUGGAUUACCCCCAACGAGAGGAGCUGGCCAGUUGUGCGAGGACGCUGGCGCUGCAGUGCGCUAUGAAAGACCCCCAGAACUGCGCCCUGUCAGCUCUGACGCUCUGCGAGAAGGACCACAUCGCCUUUGAGACAGCCUACCAGAUUGUGAUCGACGCGGCGUCCACCGGGAUGACGUACUCGCAGCUCUUCACGAUCGCCAGGUACAUGGAACACAGAGGGUACCCGCUGCGCUCAUUUAAACUGGCCUCCCUCGCCAUGACCCACUUGAACCUGGCUUACAACCAGGACACGCACCCAGCCAUUAAUGACGUUCUGUGGGCCUGUGCGCUCAGCCACUCCCUGGGGAAAAACGAGCUGGCCGCAAUUAUUCCCCUGGUGGUGAAGAGUGUGCACUGCGCCACCGUGCUGUCUGAUAUCCUCCGGCGAUGCACCAUGACGGCACCAGGUCUCGCCGGCAUUCCCGGCCGCAGGAACUCCGGGAAGCUGAUGUCGACGGACAAGGCGCCUCUGCGGCAGCUGCUGGACGCUACGAUCUCGGCGUACAUUAACACCACGCACUCUCGACUGACACACAUCAGUCCGCGGCACUACGGAGAGUUUAUUGAGUUCCUGAGCAAAGCACGGGAAACUUUCCUGUUGGCACAGGAUGGCCACAUUCAGUUUGCCCAGUUCGUAGACAACCUCAAACAAAUCUACAAGGGCAAGAAGAAACUCAUGAUGCUGGUCAGGGAGCGCUUUGGUUAAGUAGUAGUAGUUCGUCUUAUAUAUUUGUAUUUAAAAUUAUUUUGAAUUCCUUGUGUACUUCUUAAGUUGAGCCAUUUGUUGACUAACAUUUUUCCAGUGUGGUGGUUUUGUUUGUUAAAUGUGAACCAAGAAGUGUUCACAGCUCAUUGCUCUACUUCACUGAAACUGCUGAGGGACAAAUGGCUCAAUAUGUCAAAAAUCCGACAACAAAACACAGCUUCUUUGCCCCCCCCCCCCCCCCCCAGACGAAUGUUGAAUUACACAUACAAAAAAAAGUCAGAAGAUUGUGAAAAGCAGAAUUAGCAAUUUUUUUUUUUUUUUUUUGUGUGUGGCAUGUGAUACAAAAACCAAAAGAUUUGUUGGACAGGCUUCUUUGAGUCAAAAGAAAUUGGAAAGAAGUGGGGUUUGGAAAUAGGGAGGGGUGAACCCACGAAGGAUGAAAACAGGCACAGUGUUCCUAUCAUACCUCAACUGUAUUAUUUAUCAGCUUUAACCUCCCUGUUGACAAAUCGCCUCGUUUUAUUCAGGGCCUGUUCGCAGAGACGGCAAGCCACAACAACCGUGCGGUGAAAAAAAAUCCAAAGACCUGACCAAAUCCAGUGUAGACCAGCUCUCCCACAUCCAUUCAUUACAACAUUCAAGGACCACUUGGACUGAGGCUCAUGUUGCUUAAGAGCUGUUCUAGUUUAGGAUGCAUGCACAUGCAUACUAUAUAUAAUUUGGAAUAUAUAUGUUAAAGUUCUCCCUGUAAUCUAGGCGGUUUGGACAGUGUGACUAUUUCUCACACGAUAUUUCAAGAUUAAGCAAUAUACAGUGGGUAUGGAAAGUAUUCAGACCCCCUUAAAACUUUCACUCUUUGUUAUAUUGCAGCCAUUUGCUAUAAUCUUUUAAGUUGAUUUUUUUCCUCAUUAAUGUACACACAGCACCCCAUAUUGACAGAAAAAAAUGUGUGUUUUUGAAAUUUUUGCAGAUUUAUUAAAAAAGAAACUGAAAUAUCACACAGCCAUAAGUAUUCAGCCAUAUUCACCCUUUUGAGCUAAUACAAACAUGAGUCUUUUUGGGAAUGAUGCAACAAGUUGUUCACACCUGGAACAACUUGGGGAUCCUCUGCCAUUCCUCCUUGCAGAUCUUCUCCAGUUCUGUCAGGUUGGAUGGUGAGCAUUGGUGGACAGCAUUUUCAGUUCUCUCCAGAGAUCAUCAAUUGGGUUUAAGUCAGGGGUCUGGCUGGGCCAUUCAAGAACAGUCACGGAGUUGCUUUGAAGCCACUCCUUCAUUAUUUUAGCUGUGUGUUUAGGGUCAUUGUGUUGUUGGAAGUUGAACCUUCGGCCCAGUCUGAGGUCCUGAGCACUCUGGAGAAGGUUUUCCAAAACCACCCAAAAUACCGAGCAAAGGGUCUGAAUAUGUGUGAUAUUUCAGUUUUUCUUUUUUUACUAAAUCUACAAAAACUUCAACAAUUCUGUUUUUUGUUUUUUUUUUGUCAAUAUGGGGUGCUGUGUGUACAUUAAUGAGGGGAAAACAUCAACUUAAAUGAUUUUAGCAAAUGGCUGCAAUAUAACAAAGAGUGAAAAAUCUAAGGGGGUCUGAAUACUUUCCGGGCCCACUGUAUCGUCAAGCCUCUGCGUUUUUCUUCACCAAGCCGCAUUGUCUUUUUGUAUUCAGUUGUAAAGUUUGAGACAUAUUUGGGCCUUGUUGAUAUCAGCGAUUGCUCCCUCUGCCUGUAGCUAAAGUUCUCUUUCCGUCAUAACAUCUUUUGUGGGAACUUAAGAAUUUCCUAACUAAACUUCCUCUUUGAAACUAAUAUGUAGAGUUCCAACGUUGGUUGCUUGGUGACACUUCAAAAAGUGAAACAGAAUGGAAUUUGUUCCAAAUCAACAAAACAACUAGGGGGAAUAAUUCUAGGUUAGGAACACAUUUUCAUUAUAAUAGAAAAACCUAAAAAGGAAUCUUAAACAGCACUAACAAUAUAUGAACUAAUUGUAUCACACCAGGGAUGAUGUGCUUGUAAUAUGGCUUGGGCCAAAAGCUUUGACAUUUUGCUUGUAAAUUCAAUGUCACUCUUAAAGCAGUUCAUAUUUUAAUUUGAGCUGUUAUUGGCAUUAUUGAAACUUCUGUUCAUUCUGCAGCUAGAAACGCAACAUUAUACAAGCACUUCACACAAAUACCUCUUCAGUACGUUCCUGCCGGCUUCAGCAUUUAAUUCAUUUAUGUAUUGAUGUUCGCUAACUUUGUGUGACAAAGAAUGGCAGUCAUAAAUCCAGGGUGAUGUUGACAGGAGGAUUAACAAAAGUUUUUUUUUUUUUUUUUUUUUGCAUGUUUGCUUUAUUACAUUCCAUCAUAGGUGACAUCCUUCCACGUCACCAGAUCUUUUUUUUUUUUUUUUUUUUUUUUUAAUUGAAGAAACAAAAUGAAAAAGGAAACAAGAGGCUAAACAUAGUUCUCAGGGACAUCACUUAAUGAAACAAAACAAAAAAAAUAGUAGCAUUAAGCAUUUAAGAUAUUGUAAAUAUUAAAGUGUCAAUUCAGAAAUUUGUAAAAUUAUAAUUAUUUAUGAUAAGUAUGUUGUUUGUUUUUAUUUGUUUUUUUGGGGUGGGUGGGAGUGUACUUGAACUGUUUUGGAUGUGGGGUAUUCGACAGGCUUUUUUGUAAGAGCAAAGACUUUUCUCAGGUGCUCCAGUAUAAUUUCUGUUUUGCUAGAUUCACUAUUGUUUGUAUUUUUAUUGGUUUGUUUUAUUUUAUUUGAUUUGAUUUGCAAAGAAAAAAAUGUUUUCCCCAAAAAAAAAAAAAAAAAAAAAAAAACCAUGUAAGUUGAGGAAAAUGGGCACAGAUGCAUACUGUACUUAAACCUGACUAUGCAGAACCACUUGUAUGGGCUUUUAAAGAUGGCUUCCUAAAUGUGCAAGAUGAGAAACAUUGGACUGAACCACUAUUAGAGGUGGGCGGGGGAAGCAACCAAGCCGAGCUGCAGCCUGCUUUGCAAUUGGACAAUGCGCGAGUAGAUGACCUGGCUUCGUUGCAGCAUAUGGAUGAGAGAUCAAAAUGUAAACUGGGAAGAUGCCUUUCUGACCUAUCAAUGUACAAAGUUUAUUUUUGCUUGACUUCUUUGUGGGUUUUAUUCAAUCAGGACUCAAAAGCCUUUAGUGUCUUCAUGUGGUGGAGCUUGUUUCAGAGAGAGCAACACCUAAACAUCACAAAAAGCAACUAUGAACAAAUGGGACGGCCUUUGGGAUGACCACAGUUCCUUGCUGUUAGAUUUCUGUCAAUUUGUUUGGUCAUGGGCCCAUUCCUCACACCAAUGAAUUAGCCUUGCUGUGUCCAACUUUAUUAAACAUCGGUGAAAUUGAUGCUCUGUGGUAGACUUGAUUUAACCCAAUGCUGCGUCAUCGAUAAGGUGGAAACUUCCGCGCGAAGAAAACAUCCAUUAAAAGAGCACGUGACUGCGACACGUACUUGCAGCAGUUAAGUUGCUUGAACAGGAAGCUCCAAUAAGCUGCCUUUACUGUGUUCCAGCUUGCAAAACGGACAGCAUCGUGACUUCCUCCCUCUAGUUUUGUCUGUUUACACUUGCAGAAGGAAGAGGAGCUUAAGCCCCCCCCCACACACACACACAAACCAUUAAUUUGUUUUCGUAGGAGAGUACUAUUUGCUGGUAGAAUUUAUUCACUAGGUCACCCACUGUUUUCCCGUUUGUUUUGUUUCGGAUUGUUUCUAACUUAAGGGAAUAUUGAAAGUGUUUGUUGCCUCUUUGUGCUACUGAUUAUAAAAAGGUAUUUCCAGUAUUUGUUGCCACAAAAAUAUGAUAGCUUAACAUCAACACUUUUUUUGCUUUUUGUUUUUUUGUGCAAAUUCUUGAGCUACUGUCUAUAAAGCGCAAAUUUAUUACUAUUUAUGUAUCGCUACUACCAUUUUAUAUUGAUUUGUGUUGGACUCUCAGUGCUUUUCUAUGAAUAAAGUGUGAAACACGUUA
This is a messenger RNA of Phycodurus eques (leafy seadragon), 7502 nucleotides long. RefSeq names its product zinc finger, SWIM-type containing 5 (gene zswim5). Gene Ontology annotation, cellular component: Cul2-RING ubiquitin ligase complex. Bases 59 to 3538 code for a protein of 1159 amino acids. NCBI's taxonomy places the organism in Eukaryota, Metazoa, Chordata, Actinopteri, Syngnathiformes, Syngnathidae. The record is from RefSeq and is a predicted model, not a curated record. The transcript is spliced from 16 exons.